Messenger RNA from Malassezia pachydermatis, 591 nucleotides. RefSeq lists its product as hypothetical. The coding region runs from base 1 to 591 and encodes 196 amino acids. Lineage: Eukaryota; Fungi; Basidiomycota; Malasseziomycetes; Malasseziales; Malasseziaceae. The transcript has a single exon. The record is from RefSeq and is a predicted model, not a curated record.
AUGCUGGCGGCCUACACGAGUCGCUCUGUGCGCGCUGUGCGAUGGCAGCCCCUGCGUAUGAUGUCAUCGCGUCUCCUAUCUACCAUGCAGCGUGAUCCAGACUCUGAGACAGGACUGUAUUAUCAUGCGAUCUCGCCACGGACAUGGGCCGUGUCGUUUCUGCCGACGCCGCCUGUGUCGCCCCACCAUGUGGCGGUGGUGGGCACUCUCGAGACGAGUGCCGAGCAUGAGGACCCGGCCUCGUUCUUGCGUGCACACCCUGACGAUGUGCGUAUGAACGCUGCGUUCUGGACCGCCUUGCAUGAUGUGUUGCGUGCACAAAUUCCCAAAGACGAACAGCUCGAUACCGAAGCGCACGUCCGGCAGGACGGGUGGGCGCACUUGUGCGAUGCCCGCGACGUUGCCAUGCCGGGGCGCGUUGCGUCGCCAGAUGACAUUUUCGGAUCGGUCGCCUUCACACAGGGUCGUCUCGAUCCGUCGACGUACGAGCCCAAUGCCAUGUACCGUUUCUGUGUGAAGCCGCUAGGCCCUAUGAAACUGCCUGCCUCAUGGCGCAAGGCACUGCAUGCCUACGUCGCAGACCGUACCUAA